Aspergillus alliaceus is the source of this 1735-nucleotide messenger RNA. RefSeq names its product aldose epimerase family protein. The transcript has 2 exons. NCBI's taxonomy places the organism in Eukaryota, Fungi, Ascomycota, Eurotiomycetes, Eurotiales, Aspergillaceae. Gene Ontology annotation, biological process: beta-D-galactose catabolic process via UDP-galactose, Leloir pathway; glucose metabolic process. The record is from RefSeq and is a predicted model, not a curated record. Gene Ontology annotation, molecular function: aldose 1-epimerase activity; carbohydrate binding. The coding region runs from base 338 to 1330 and encodes 330 amino acids.
GACAGGCUGCAGCAAAUUCUCCGGAAUAUUGCCGCAAGGGAAGCUUAGCUUGGCAGGUACACUGCAAAUCAGCAAACCGCCGUGGUAGAUCGGGCAUAUGCUGGCAAAUUAUUAUCCCUCGGUUAAUAUAUCAAGGCCAUUCAUGUCGGAUCAUUAUGGCGUCGUAAACGGGCUGCGGAUAGGAUAUUAGCCUAAAGGCCUUUUUGCGGGGUAUGAAGUAGUGCCCCUCAUUUAUAUCGAUUUCUCCGCCCUGUUGCACCGAUCAACUCACGCAAUUAGCUGCUUUCUUCUGAAGCAUCUUCAAGAGGCUCUGGUUAGGGCAAUCAAAGCAGUUAAAAUGAUCAAUGAUUCGUCAGUUAAGUUCACAUCCUUGGGUGCAAUCAUCCAAGAGCUCAAUGUGGAUGGUCAAAAUAUCGUCCUAGGGUUUACCAAAAAGGAACUGUACGAGAAAUACAACACCCCUUGGUUUGGAGCGACCAUUGGUCGCGUAGCCAACAGGAUCAAGGACGCCAGAAUUCAAAGCCUCAAUGACCAAGAAUAUGAGCUUGAGAAGAAUAAUGAUCCCAACGCGCUGCAUGGAGGCAGCCGUGGAUGGGGCAGACGGGACUUUGAGGGCCCGACUAUACUGCAUCGGAACGGGAAAAACACCUUACUUUAUACAUAUACAAGUUCUCACCUUGAAGGGGGAUACCCUGGUACGGUAGAGGUCAAGGUCUUCUAUACGACGAGUGAGGAAAACAACUGUUCGGUGCUUACAAUCGAGUAUGAAGUCGAGUUGGUGGGUGAUGAGUGUAACGAGACGGUUGUCAACGUGACCAACCACAGUUACUUCAACCUCAACGGCGGCGAGACCGUCGAUGGCACUUCGGCUAAACUCUUUACCCAACAAUACCUGCCGCUCGACAACACCGGCAUCCCGUUUGGCAGCAUUGAACAACAUCCCAGUAAAGUCACUGAGCCUUUCACGAUCGGGCCAAACAAAGAAGCUUUUGACGACGUCUUUGUGAUGGAUCGAGACGUCGCCAGGAUUCCAUUGGAUACGCGCGAGAGACCGCUCCAGCUGCUAGCUGAGUUUCACCACCCAGAAUCGCGAAUCAACCUGCAGGUUCACAGCACGGAGCCCGCGUUUCAGUUCUACACGGGCCAAGGUACGAACGUGCCGGCAGUUGACGGCAACCCGAGUCGAGGUCCAUUCUCCGGCUUCUGCAUUGAACCUAGUCGCUUUGUCAAUGCGAUCAACAAAUCGGAUUGGCGGCACAUGGUUGUUUUGAAGAAAGGCGAUAGGUACGGAAGCAAGAUCGUGUAUAAGACCUGGAAAGACCCGCAAUAAAUUGCCAACUCCAGGACUGUGUCAUAACACCAGUUAAGGGCCCUUUGCAAAAUCAUUCGAUUGUCACAUGAUGUGCCAAUUACCCAUAUCACACGUGAAAUGCAUCUAUCCUCAAAUUCCAUACGUUCCACAGUAAUAUAUUACGGGACAUUGACUAAAAAAGGCCUCGGUAUUAAGUCGGGAAAGUGAUCCAUACACACAUACAAGUAUUAUUUAUUUCCCUCUUGGUUCCCAAGGUCAAGUUUGUCAGCAGAACAGAGUAACUAUUUCACAAGCGAGUGGGCCACCCAAAAUGAAUGGGCCACCACCACCGAUUCCUGCCCGCAGGCGAGAUAUUAGGGCCUUUAUCAACAAAACAAUAGCAUUUCUAUAUAAAAACUAAUUAGGAACCCGAUUAGGACAUUG